Phyllopteryx taeniolatus (common seadragon) is the source of this 2668-nucleotide messenger RNA. It is a transcript of the gene naprt, whose product is annotated as nicotinate phosphoribosyltransferase. The transcript is spliced from 14 exons. Lineage: Eukaryota; Metazoa; Chordata; Actinopteri; Syngnathiformes; Syngnathidae. The coding region runs from base 992 to 2629 and encodes 545 amino acids. The record is from RefSeq and is a predicted model, not a curated record. Gene Ontology annotation, molecular function: nicotinate phosphoribosyltransferase activity. Gene Ontology annotation, biological process: NAD+ biosynthetic process.
UAAUUCCAUUCAAAAAGUUAAACUUUCAUAGAUUAUAGAUUCAGGGCCCACCAUUUAAAGUAUUUAUUUUUUUAUUUUUACAUAAUUUGGGUUUCCAGCUUUAUGGACUUCAUGAUUCCUUCUGCGGAGGAUCUGUAUGGAAUUGCAGAUUUCAUCUUCCAGCAGGACCUGGCCGCUGCCCAUACCGCCAGAAGCACCAAAACUUGGUUUGGUGCCCUGCCAUCACAGUACUUGACUGGUCAGCCACCUCGCUGGAUCUAAACCGCAUUGAAAAUCUAUGGGGUCUUAUCAAGAGGAAAAUGAGGGGCACCAGAUCCAAAAACAAAGAAGAACUGACAGCAUCAAGGAAAUCUGGGCUUCCAUAACUCCCAGGCAAUGCCACAGGCUGAUUGUCUCAAUGCCACAGCGCAAAGGAAUUCUCAACCAAGUAUUGAAUAUUAACAAAUCAUUUUCAAAGUACCAUAUUUUGAUUGACAUAAUGUGACCCUAAUUUCUUUAUUUUUUCCUACAAAAACUGAGAAGUAAAUGGUAAUUUUGUCACAGUAUUCUAAUUUUUUGAAUUCCCGAUUUUGUGGGCUUUAUAAGAUGGAAGCCCAAAUUACGUAAAAAUAAACUAAUAAAUACUUGAAAUUGUUUAAAUUAUGGGCCCUGAAUCUAUAAUCUAUGAAAGUUAAACUUUUUGAAUGGGAUUAUGGAAAUAAAUAAACUUUUCCAUAAUGUGAGUUGAAAUGAGUUUCUGCCGCAUGGUGUCCGGGCUCUCCCUUAGAGAUAGGGUGAGAAGCUCGGUCAUCCGGGAGGAUCUCAGAGUAAAGCUGCUGCUCCUCCACAUUGAGAGGAGCCAGAUAAGGUGGCUGGGGCAUCUGAUUCAGAUGCCUCCCGGACGCCUCCCUGGUUCCGGGCACGUCCCACCGGUGACGACCCAGGACACGCUGGAGAGACUACCUCUUUCGUCUGGCCUGGGAACGCCUCAGGAUCCCCCCGGAAGAGCUGGAUGAAGUGGCUGGGGAGAGGGAAGUCUGAUGUGGACUACCUGCGCUCCGUUUUACCGACAACUACUGACCCUGCCUUCUUCCAGUUCUUGCGAAGUCUUGACUGCUCCGGUGUUACACUCUGCUCUGUUCCAGAAGGCACGGUGGUCUUUGCCCGGGAGCCUCUGAUGGAGGUUGCAGGUCCACUGGCUGUGGUUCAACUACUGGAGACCAGUUUACUUUGUCUCGUAAACUAUGCCAGUGAUUUGUGCACAUUUGGGUGGGCACGCAUCUCCCUCGCUCCUGCCAUGCCGCCUUGGUCCUCUUCGGCGGCAGCGACGAGAGAGUCUCCUGCCCCCACAGAGGCAGAGAGACCGCGUGGUCUCCACCGCAUCUGGUGGGAAGGCACUUCUGGGCCGCCACUGAGGAGGAUCGUUGUGGCGUGUCAGCAGAGUCUAGUGUGCACUAAUGCUGCCCGCUUCCGCCUGGCGUCUGGCCCCCGGAGGAAACUGCUGGAGAUGGGGCUCAGAAGGGCUCAAGGGCCAGAUGGAGGGCUCACUGCUUCAAAAUAUUCAUAUAUUGGAGGGUUUGAUCUCACCAGUAAUGUUCAGGCUGGGUUGCUGUUUGGGAUCCCUGUUGCAGGGACCAUGGCUCAUUCAUAUGUCACAUCCUUUACUUCUAUGGAGGAGGUCUGGCCACAAACUCUUGUUGACGUGAACAGAGACCAUGAACCAGUCGACUUCAUUUCUCUGGCCAAGGGAUGGCUCGGUCGGGUGUGUGAGCUUUUAGGGGUUGAGCCUGAGAGGAUCAAUGAGGGAGAGUUGGCUGCCUUCCUGUCAUAUGCAAUUGCCUACCCCCAAAACUUCCUUCCAGUGAUUGACAGCUACAGUGUUACCUGCAGUGGCCUGUUGAACUUUUGUGCUGUGGCCUUGGCGCUGUGUGAAUUGGGCUAUCGGCCGGUGGGAGUUCGCUUAGACAGUGGGGACCUCUGCAAGCAGUCAGUGGAUGUGCGGUGUGCCCUAAGACUCUGUAGCAAGCAUUUCUCUACCUCUGCCUUUGAUUCACUCAUCAUUGUUGGGACCAAUAACAUCUCAGAACAAACCAUGGUGGAACUCAAUAAGAAGGAGAAUGAGAUCGACGUGGUUGGUGUUGGAACACAUCUUGUCACCUGCACUAAACAACCAUCACUGGGUUGUGUGUACAAGCUUGUGGAGGUGAGGGGAAAGCCCAGGAUGAAGAUCAGUGAGGAUCCAGAGAAGAGCACCCUCCCAGGAAGGAAAUCUGUUUACAGGCUAAUAGAUGCUGAGGGACAUCCCUUCCUAGACCUAGUGUGUCUGGCACUGGAGUCCCCACCGGAGGCAGGACGUCAUCUAAGAUGCCAUCCUCUGGUUGGUGAUGGGACUCCUCUCUCUGUCACUCCAGUUCAGGUCAUUUGUCUACACCAGGAAGUGUUUACCCAAGGUCAGGUCACACACCCUUUGAGCAGUGCUGCAGAAACUAAAGCCAAUGUCCAGGGCUCCCUCCAGAGCUUUCACCCUCGACAUAAACGACUGGAAGAGCCUGACUCUUACACAGUGGCACUGUCAGAAAAACAAUACAACUUGGUUACAGAGCUAAGACGACACAGUUCAAAGAAGACCAACUUUAUCUUAGCUAAUUAAAAUAUUUUAUGUCUUUAAAAUCUGUUUUUGUGUCUGUUU